Molecule: messenger RNA, 2377 nt
Organism: Hirundo rustica (Barn swallow)
Lineage: Eukaryota; Metazoa; Chordata; Aves; Passeriformes; Hirundinidae
Gene: P2RY6
Product: pyrimidinergic receptor P2Y6
Exons: 2
Coding region: 185-1174 (329 amino acids)
Biological process (GO): phospholipase C-activating G protein-coupled receptor signaling pathway; cellular response to pyrimidine ribonucleotide
Cellular component (GO): plasma membrane
Molecular function (GO): G protein-coupled UTP receptor activity; G protein-coupled ADP receptor activity; G protein-coupled UDP receptor activity
Source: RefSeq, a predicted model, not a curated record
GGUAAGUGCCGCGAACGGUGGGAACGGGAUCAGCCGAACGGGGCCGGGAUGGGACCCAUCAGGGUCAGAGUGAACCGGGCAGGUUGGGACCCUAAAGGGUCAGACCCGGCCGGGCAGGAUGGGAUCUUGGUGCUGAGGAGGGGCCGCGCCAGCAGAGGGGACGCUGACGGCUGGGGACACUGCCAUGGCCAACCUGACAGCCGUGAGCACCGCGAGAAACUCGUGCACCUACCACGAGGAGUUCAAGCAGGUCCUGCUGCCCCUGGUGUACUCGGUGGUGUUCGUGGUGGGGCUGCCCUUGAACGCCGUGGUCAUCGGGCAGAUCUGGCUGGCGCGGAAGGCGCUGAGCCGCACCACCAUCUACAUGCUCAACCUGGCCGUGGCUGACCUGCUCUACGUCUGCUCCCUGCCUCUCCUCAUCUACAACUACACCCAGAAGGACUACUGGCCCUUCGGGGACUUCACCUGCAAGUUCGUGCGCUUCCAGUUCUACACCAACCUGCACAGCAGCAUCUUCUUCCUCACCUGCAUCAGCAUCCAGCGCUACCUGGGCAUCUGCCACCCCUUGGCCUCGUGGCACAAGAAGAAGGGCAAGAAGCUGACGUGGCUGGUGUGCGCGGCCGUGUGGUUCAUCGUCAUCGCCCAGUGCCUGCCCACCUUCGUCUUCGCCUCCACCGGCACGCAGAGGAACCGCACCGUGUGCUACGACCUGAGCGCGCCCGACCGCUCCGCCGCCUACUUCCCCUACGGCAUCACCCUCACCUUCACCGGCUUCCUGCUGCCCUUCGUGGCCAUCCUGGCCUGCUACUGCAGCAUGGCCCGCAUCCUGUGCCAGAAGGACGAGCUGAUCGGCCUGGCCGUGCACAAGAGGAAGGACAAAGCUGUGCGCAUGGUCAUCAUCGUGGUCAUCGUCUUCUCCAUCAGCUUCCUGCCCUUCCACCUCACCAAGACCAUCUACCUGAUCGUCCGCUCCUCGCCCGUGCUGCCCUGCCCGGCGCUGCAGGCCUUCGCCAUCGCCUACAAGUGCACGCGGCCCUUCGCCAGCAUGAACAGCGUCCUCGACCCCAUCCUCUUCUACUUCACCCAGCGCAAGUUCCGCGAGAGCACCCGCUACCUCCUCGACAAGGUGAGCUCCAAGUGGCGGCACGACCACUGUGUCACCUAUGGCUCCUAGGCGAGGAUGAGGCCACCUCGGUGCCACCGAGGCACGGAGCGAUUUCGGCUCCAAGCUCCACAGAGCGGAGGUCGGCUCACCAGGGACAUGCUGGAGGAGAGGAAGAUGGCAUCUCCCGAGCUUUCAGCACUUUCGGCCCAUCUCCAGCCUGCAGCGGUGCAGUAUUAUCCCCAUCACAGCUCCAGAGUCCUCUCCCUGGCUCCAUCGCUCUCUUGGAGCAGCUCAGCACCUUGGUGGUCAAGCCACCAAUGCAAUAAAAAUCCACUGGGACCGUGGAAAACAAGAUGGGACCGUGGAGGACACAUCCCUGGCUCAGGAUGAGCUGCUGGGGGAUGAUUUGUCCCCGUUCCCAGUUAAAAAUUCACUGAUGGGGCCAGCGUGCAAAGGCUGGGGAGGGUUUGGUUCAUUCCGUGGGGCCGUGUGUUCGUCCAGCUCAAGAUCAGUGUCACGGGUGGUUUUUGUGGAACACUGGGACAUCCCUAUCCCCCAGUGCCCAGAAUGAGGACAAUACCACACUCACUGGUAUUGCUGGUGCUACAAAAUGGCGGAGGAGCACCCCAGACGGACUGGGAACAGGGAAAGGGGACAUCAGGGCAACCGGAACACCCAUGCUGGAUUUCCCACUGAAGCCACGCCCAUGGGCUGGGUUAGGCACAAGCCUGCAGCGUUGUCACCUGCCUGGGGACCUUAUUUGAGUCCAGCUCCCUGCUUAGCCCAGCACCCCAAAUCUGGCCAACGCUGGUGUCAGUGGUGCCCUGCUGUCACCUCCUAACCAGGACCCACCACAAUCAGAGCCAGCACACAUGGACACGAUGCCCAGAGUUGGAAGAUGCACGUCACACACUCAGUGUCCUGGCCACGUCACCGCACAUCCCACAGCUGGCUUGGCCUCUCCACGGGGUUGAGCUUUGCUCCCCAGCCUCUGUUGGGAUGCUGCUCCCUCUCAGCCAGGAGGGCUUUUCCAGGUGGAUGCACCACUCAUCGCUCUGCAAGUCUUCUUUAACGUAUAGGAUGUAUAGAAUUGACUCCCUGCUCUUUCUCAGAUGGGUGUAUACACCCACCGUAUGUACAGACAUAGAACGUGUCUGAGCAGAGGGAGCUCUGUGGCCCAGCAUAUGCUCUGCAGUGCAGAAAUUCUCUGCCUGAACACAAUAUAUGUAUCCAUACAGUGUAUAUAUAAAAAUAUAUAUAUGUGGAUAACUG